Molecule: messenger RNA, 1004 nt
Organism: Puccinia graminis f. sp. tritici CRL 75-36-700-3
Lineage: Eukaryota; Fungi; Basidiomycota; Pucciniomycetes; Pucciniales; Pucciniaceae
Product: NADH dehydrogenase (ubiquinone) 1 alpha subcomplex 6
Exons: 6
Coding region: 1-609 (202 amino acids)
Biological process (GO): response to oxidative stress
Source: RefSeq, a predicted model, not a curated record
AUGAGGGAAUUAGUCUUGAAACAUCUGAUUAUUUCCACUUUCUGUAAUUUGGAGGGAGAUUCUGGUGAAGUGGCCAGGCUCGGCAGGGAUCGGCAUCCCCCGGGGGUCUGUAGCUCGGCUGCCCGGGGGCUCAAGUACCACUCCUACGGGCUGCUCGGGACCAGCACAGAGAGAUCCAUCACUGCCGACCACCCACCAGGAAAAAUGCCCAAGCCAGUCACGAUCACCAUCCCGUCCCGCUUGGCACGAAGGACAGUCAGCUCGCCUAGUUUGGCAGUCGCACAGGCUCGCUCGAGGUCUCUCUAUCGGGACUGGUAUCGGGCAGCACCGGAGAUCUGCAAGCUCUAUGCACUCGACGUACCCUACCCGACCCUGAGGGCUAAGAUCAGACAGAUCUUCGACCGCUACUCGCUCGUCAAAGACGUCCAAGCUAUCGAUGUGCUCAUCGCCAAGUCUCACAUGGAGUAUCAGGAGUUCGUCAACGUCUGGAAGAUGCCCUCUCAGGUGAUGCGAUAUUUCGAGUCCGAACAGGCUCCCCCGGUCCCGAACUCGUUUAUGGAGAAAUUCCUAGCUGGAAAGGACGAUAAUGCUGUCUUACCAGGAGCAUGAUCAUCUUGCUACGGAUCUCUCAAAAAAUAUUGUUGGAUGUCCGGGGAGAGAAUUAUACACCACCGAUUGACUUUCAGCCGACUUACACACGCCUCUCUCGAUUAUCAGUCAAAUCCUACAAGAUCCCUAGCACCGGUAGAACUUCUUGAGCAAGGGCCAUUUGAUGCUAUGUAGUCUGAUGAGCCAUACAGCUGCCCAAAACCGUUCUCCCUUACCUCUUUCCCCUCGGGCCCGCCUAUAGAUAGUUGUCUUCGCGAGUCUAUCAUCUCUCAAUCCAGAGUGUAAUUUUAAUGAUUUUUUUCUUUUCCUAAUUGAGAAUUUGGAGCUUCCAACUCGAGGUAGUCCAAGACCUGACCACAUCUGGGCCCAUCAUCCGAGACUUUUGUUUCCUUGUG